CACCAAACUCGACGCAUUGCGCCUGCCCCACGCUCGAUAUGGCUUUCAGACCGCUGUUACGGCAGCGCGCCGCUGUCCCCGCCAUGGCCGCCCUUUCGGCCGCCGCAAUCUUCGCACCAGGAACCGUGUAUGCAGAGGAGCGACCCGCGGAUCACUUUGACCGCAAACCCAUCUACGAUGACAUGCCCAUCGAUACCACAGCUCCUACUGCUCCCUCUCUAGUAGACCCAUCAAACUCGUCGUCGGCCCCAGAGUCUACCUACCGCCCAACACCGACCGACCGCCUCGCAGUCCAGAUUGGCCGCGCGCGCAUGGCUCUGUACGAGCAAGCGGUGCGCGGUGAAAAGGCCGUUGAUAACGCCCUUACCGAAACCCUCCGCCUCGAGCACUCCUUCACAAGCACCAUCCGCUCAUUAGCCCCGCCGAGAGAAUCGGGCGAGAAGGUCCUCCCUGGUGCUCUCUAUGUCCUCGUUUCCUCCAUGGCAGGUUCCAUUAUUACGCGCAACAGGAACAUUUUGCUGCGAACCUCAGUUCCAGUCGCUGUCGGCAUCACCGCCGCAAACUUUGUCCUUCCAAUCACUACCAAAAACGUUGGAGACCUCAUCUGGACCUACGAAGAGCGAUACCCCGUCCUCGCAGACACGCAUCUGCGCAUGAAGAGCAGGAUUUCGCAAUUCAUUGAGACUGGAAAGGCACACGCACAGGGAACUGUUGGUAUGGUCGAGGGCAAGCUGGCCGAUACACGGGAGAACUUGGAGGGCUGGGUCAAGAAGGGCCGGUAAAUAAUGCGUUAUCGAAAGCUUCUCUGGCACAACUACCUGUACAUUAGUAGCGGGGCAUAGGUGCAUCACCAUCUUGAUGCAAUGUGAUUUGCACUUUCUUUUCUCCUCCCACUUCUUCUUCAUGCUUUCCGUAUCGUUCAACUUGAGGCACAAUAUUCAGCGGGCUUUCCCCCCUUCCCAUGUCCUUGGCCAAGUUCGUCUGGCUGCUCCUUCUGAACCCCACGCACUUUUUCAGUAUGUUAUUUUUCCUUGGCCUCGCACAAAUAUGCUUGGCUUACUUUAACCGUUACUCAGCACCCAGCAGUGUAGAUUCUCUUCCUCGUCUUCAGCAAGACACUUGGCCGGAGCCAGCCUCAUGCAAGCUCUAUCGACCAACUUCAGUGCACAGCCACUAUAAAUUUGAUCAAAAGACGGGCAGAUCAGUACAG
This is a messenger RNA of Alternaria alternata, 1210 nucleotides long. RefSeq lists its product as hypothetical. The transcript is spliced from 3 exons. Bases 39 to 782 code for a protein of 247 amino acids. The record is from RefSeq and is a predicted model, not a curated record. Lineage: Eukaryota; Fungi; Ascomycota; Dothideomycetes; Pleosporales; Pleosporaceae. Gene Ontology annotation, cellular component: mitochondrial crista junction; MICOS complex. Gene Ontology annotation, biological process: cristae formation.